ACAAAAUGUCCAGGAAUUCAGUUGCACACUUAACCCUAAAGCCUCGUACAUACACAGUAAAGGAGCUUGGGCUGGCACUUCAGAGAAGAAAACUGGAGUAUUAUGAAAUCCCUGAUUUCAACCAAUUCGUUAAAUUUGAUGAUCGGAUAAACUAUAAGUCUAAAGACUUGAAAUCUCAGAUCAAACUGUUAAAGUACCCCUUAGCUGCUACAGAGGAUAGAGCUGACUCUAAACCUAGCAUGAGAUUCAAGUGAUAUUCCAAAGGAGAUCUCAAGAAAAUUAUACGGAAAAAAAAUAACCCAAUGCUACAAAAGAGAGUUAAUGAACUCAAAUUUUGAUUGGAAAAACGCAUUACCUUUAGUGGCAUGAGGACUACUGCAGGAAGUAUGCUCACUUUAGAUCCUUGAUGAACAUCAAGGAAUGGUUGAAACUCUAAUUCUCAUUCUCAGUUUCAGAGUCAUACAACUGAGCUAGCUCAAGGAAAGGAUAUGAGACAGUGGUCUUUAAUAGCAUAUAACUGGCUAUUCAAGAGAACUACACCUCAAAAUAGCACUAUGCAACCCAAACUGUUUCGAUCAAUAAGUUGCUCAGUUCUAGAAAAGCAUACAAAAGUGGAAGGACUAAAUCCUAAACUAGGUAAACCACAGGAGAAACUGUCCAAAUUGAAUAAAGUAGAGCAACCAAAACUAUCCUCAAAGAAAGGAAACCUAAUCAAAAAGACUUUAUUUGACUGAUCUUCCUUUUCAUGGAAAAAGAAAUUUAGCUUCGGACAAAGACCUAAAGGUCCUAGAAAUCAAAACAGAAAGCCAAUUUUAAUCAAGCAUAAGGAUUUUUAUGAAACAAUAGAUCCUAUAAUGCCAAGUGAGAAAGGGAUGGCAGGCUCAGAUUCUUCCAAACGGUCCCUAUUUAACGUAAAGAAUGCUAUUGUUGACUUUCUCGACAAAAAUAAAGAGAACCUUACUAACUCAAAAAGAAGAAUUGUAAAAAGUAAAAGGACACAGAGUAUAAUGAAUUAG
Molecule: messenger RNA, 1016 nt
Organism: Moneuplotes crassus
Lineage: Eukaryota; Ciliophora; Spirotrichea; Euplotida; Euplotidae
Source: the annotation of a GenBank genome assembly